AUGUCUGCUACAGAAAAAAGAAGUAUCCCAACAACCGUUGCCUUCCACGCCUGUUUUUCACACUAUGCAGGUAAUCUUGGACGUGCUCAUGAGCUUGGAUAUGAUUAUGUUUUCGUAGACACACACGCUGCUUAUGACAAGUUUAGUGGAACAUUUCGAGUCCCGUCUGAAGGAGUCUAUGCGUUUACUUGGACUACAUUCACCUAUUAUGGUGAUAUUGUCCUUGAACUUCUUGUAAAUGGAGUUGUAAAGGGAAGGUCUCAUUCAGCAUCAACUGGUGAUGUAAUUUCUUCCACUGGAUUCGUGAUUAUUUCAGCAGCAGUAAAUGACGUGGUGAUGGUCCGAACACAUCCUAAUUUUGAUCCUCGUGGUGUUAUUAGAAGUGAUGGAUCUCCGACAAAAUGGUCAUUUCAUCGUGUGCUCUUGUUUUUUUUUUAUUUUUUAGGAACCGCUUUAACGGAAGAACCUUGGAGAAAAGAACUUUUGGAAUUGAAAGAAGUCGUCAAGCAGCAAACUAGGCGUCUGCAGGACAAUCAUAACCAGCUACAAAAUCAACUGAAUCUUAUCGCCAAAUUGACAGAUGAAAAAAUCAAACUCGAAUCUCGAAUCUUAACUUUGGAAAGAUUGGUUCUUGACCAGAAUGAGUCGACUAUUGACAAACAUAUCUUAAGCCUUGCAAAGUGGCAAGAGAAAACCCAUGUAGAAAUAAGUGUCCCUUCAACCGUUGCCUUCCAUGUCUGUUUUUCCAACAAUGUAGAAAACCUUGGUCGUGUUCAUGAGCUUGCAUACGAUCAAGUUCUAGAAGACACACACGCCGCUUAUGACAAGUUUAGUGGAACAUAUCGAGUUGUCUGAAGGUUACUAUGUGUUCACAUGGACAACAUGCACGUAUCAUGGUAAUAUUCCUCUUGAACUUCUUCUCAACGGAGUUGUGAAGGGGAGGUCUCAUUCACGAUCAACUGCUGAUGACGAUCCUGCCACUGGAUUGGUGAUUAUUUCGGUAGAUG
Messenger RNA from Saccostrea cuccullata (small rock oyster), 1007 nucleotides. RefSeq lists its product as uncharacterized. The coding region runs from base 1 to 855 and encodes 284 amino acids. The transcript is spliced from 5 exons. Gene Ontology annotation, molecular function: protein binding. The record is from RefSeq and is a predicted model, not a curated record. Lineage: Eukaryota; Metazoa; Mollusca; Bivalvia; Ostreida; Ostreidae.